UCGCAGCAUCUUCGGGUUCGGGUCCUCGUCGGCACCGAGAGACCCGCUUCCGGUCCGCUGCGUUCCGAACUCAGCCGUGCGUGAGUGAACGUGACGAUGAAGACGGAGAUGAAGAUGAAGAUGCGACGAGACUAAGAGCAGACAAAGACGCACACACGCGAGCACGCGCACGGAGCACACGCCAUUGUCUCGGAUCACGCACGCGCACGACGAUGCUCGCGUCUCGGCUCGUACUCGUGGCCCAGCUGCUCGGUUCGGUCCGGGUGAUCCCCGCUUUCCAGGUGAGUCUGAGUGAUGCCGGCCAGAUCGUGGCGACCCUGGAGACUUCCGACCUUCGGGAGAACAUCUCCGCGUACGCGGCGCAGAUCUCCGGGGAGCCGCGGCCCGUCGUGAUCCGGUUCGGGGGGGCUGGCGAGCCCCUGCUGUUCAACGCGACCUUCCACGGCCUGUGCUACAGCGUGGGCCUGCUGCUUCAACGAGGAACGCUGUGGUCCAGACCCGUCAAGACCGUGUCCAUCCUCACCAGGCCGCUUCCUGUGAGCAGAGUGCAGAUUUCCGACUACAAAGACUCUCCAGAGACCGGCGUGGUGUUUGACAUUGACACACCGACCGGAAACAUUUUCAGCAGAGUCAACAUCAGCUACAGCGAAGGAAGCGAGAGGCGCUCCGUGCUCUACAAAGAUUUCUACAAGGGGAAGACAGUGUUCAAGCACUGGCUACCGGGGAUGUGCUACCGCAACAUCACCUUCCAGCCAAUCUCGGAGGCCAGCGCCUACCAGAUGGCCAUGAGGAGGCAGAGUGACAUCACCCACAUGCCUGUGCAUCACAGGAUGGUGCCGUAUCCCCCCCUUAACAUCUCGUGGAAGAUCGUGGAUUUGAGCCAAAGCCCGACACAGGAAAGCCAACGAGCCCACCGACAUUCCCGCGAUGUCCCACUGAUGGAAGAGGAGGCGGCGAAGCCCUCUGAGGAGCCACCGGCGGCCUCCAAUGAGGAACCGUCGCACAACCUGAGCUCCACCACCGAGACCACGGACGCCCAGAACCACCGGUUGGACUCCACCAACGAGACCUCCGCUGACAGGGAGGAUGAGUUUGUCAACGGCGAGUUGCACGAGUAUGAGGACUCCAACGACGCGGGGUCGGCGAUGGGUCUCCCCGCAGAGUCUUCGGUGCUGCCAACUAAGAUGCCGCCCGUCCUGCUCGAGGUGCGCUGGCUGCCCCCCAGAGCGCCCACCAGCUACGACGGCUUCAACGUCUACGUUCGCAGAGAUGGUAACGCCACGCAAACAGCCAGCGUAGAUGAAAGCACUCACGAGUUCUUCACCGAGCUGACCGAGGCGGGAACGUACGGCGUAAGAGUCACCGCGCUCAGCACGGCGGGAGACUGCGAGGCCAGAGAGAGCGCCGCAGACGCCGGGUUCACCUUCUACCUCAGUCCUGACGGUGAGCUUCUGGGUGAGCUGCGGCAGCGUCCGCGGGCCGUCACGGUGCGAUUGCUGGACUCCAGCACGGCCGCCGUCUCCUGGGCGCCGUCCUCGGAGCCCCACGACGGCAGCGUGGUGUCGGUGGUGUCCACCACCUGCCUGAAGCCCAGCCUGAGCCAGAGGAUGGAGAGCAACUACUGUGGCGAGGAAAACUCAACCAGCGACAUCAUCGGUAACCUGACCCCAGGGGCUCAGUACCGGGUGGUGAUCUAUCACACUAAUGGACCCCUGAUCAGUCCUCCCUCAGAACCGGUCAUCAUGGAUAUUGAGCCCACGGGCGUCCGAGAGCUAGCCGUGUACCCGCUGAGCCCCACGGCGGUCAUCUUGAGCUGGCAGCGUCCGUACCACGUGGCCUUCCGCAAGUACGUUCUCCAGACCUUCUUCUUCAACCCGGUCACCUUGGGCUCCGAGUGGACCACCUACUACGAGAUCGCUGCCACCGCCUCUGUCAUCGCAUCAGUGAGGGUAACCGAUCUGCUGCCGGCUUGGUACUAUAACUUCCGCGUUACCAUGGUGACAUGGGGUGACCCGCCGCUCAGUUGCUGCGAUAGCUCCACCGUCAGCUUUGUGACAGCCUUCCUGUGCAUCGCUAGCAUGUUUGCCGGAGUCCCUGGAGAAAACCUGUGCUAUGGCUUUUUCCAAAAACCCUGCUCGUCAUCUUAUUGGAAGACUCUAAAAUUGUCCAUAGCUCCGGAGGCGCCUCACAUCUCCUCAGUGGAUUACUCCCACGGCGUCCUCUACGUUCGCUGGACGUACGGCGAACUCUUCGUGGACCUGUCGCACUCCAGGAUCACGCACUGGCAGGUGGUGGCGGUCGGCAAGAAAGGUGCCGAGAGGAGCUACUCUGUGGAUGUAACUCGAAACGUGAUGCGGGCCAGCCUGCCUCUGCCGCCCGGCGACAUCUACAACCUGACGGUGACGGCGUGCACUGAGCGCAACCGGAACACGUCCCUUCCCAGCAUCAUCAAACUGGAACCGGCUCCUCCCAGGUCCGUGUACGCCGUCAAUGCCACGCACUCGUCGGUGACUCUGCUAUGGAGCGAGGACGGCGUAGUGGACCACUACCAGGUGCUCUGCAAACCAAGCUCGGGCGGGAAAGAGGGGAAGGCCCGAGAGCCUCAGCUGUCCAGCUCGCACGUGCUCACCGUUUCCGGCCUGGUGCCCUCGUCCAGCUACAACUGCAGCGUGGUCAGCUUCAGCUACAGCACGCCCAGCAAGCCCGCCCACGUCACCGUCACCACUGCUGCCAAAGAGAUGAACCCCAGCGUGGCCGCCAUCUCGGCCUUGGCCGUCCUGAGCGUCCUGCUGCUGGGCCUGCUGCUUCUCUUCCUGCUGCUUCUCCGCAAGAAGCACCUGCAGAUGAGCAGGGAGUGCGGCGCCGAGACCUUUGUCAAUUUUGCCUCGUUCGAAAGAGACGGGAAGCUGCCUUACAAUUGGCGAAGAAGCCUCUUUGCCUUCCUUACCCUACUGCCAUCCUGCCUUUGGACUGACUAUCUUUUGGCUUUUUAUAUUAAUCCCUGGGGCAAGACCGCCUUAAAGAAGCGCAAGCUGACAAGCCCCGUGCAGCUGGACGACUUUGACGCCUACUUCAAGGAGAUGAGCAAAGACUCGGCCUACAAGUUCUCUCUGCAGUUUGAGGAGCUGAAGAGCGUGGGACUGGACCUUUCCCACGAUGCGGCCGACAUGCCAAUCAACAGGCCCAAGAACCGAUACACCAACAUCCUGCCCUACGACUUCAGCCGCGUGCGGCUGAUCUCCAUGCACGACGACGAAGGCGCCGACUACAUCAACGCCAACUACAUUCCUGGCUACAAACAUCCCAAAGAGUACAUCGCCACUCAAGGUCCGCUGCCGGAGACCCGCAACGACUUCUGGAAGAUGGUCCUCCAGCAGAAGUCUCCCAUCGUGGUCAUGCUGACGCAGUGCAACGAGCGGCGGAGGGUCAAGUGCGAUCACUACUGGCCGUUCAGCGACGAUCCCGUCAUGUACGGCGAAAUCAGCGUGGAGAUGCUCUCGGAAAACGAGUCGCCCGAGUGGACCAUCAGGAAGUUCAGGCUAGGAUACGCGGACGAGACCCGGGACAUCCUCCACCUGAACUACACGUCGUGGCCAGACCACGGCGUUCCCACGGUAAACGCCAUCGAGAGCAUCCUGCAGUUCGUCCACAUCGUGCGGCAGCAAGCCAACAGGACCAAGGACCCCAUCGUUGUCCACUGCAGCGCGGGCGUAGGCCGAACAGGCACCUUCAUGGCUCUGGACCGUCUGAUGCAGCACAUCCGGGAGCACGGGUUCGCCGACAUCUUGGGAAUGGUGUCGGAGAUGCGCUCGCACCGCCUGUCCAUGGUCCAGACGGAGGAGCAGUACAUCUUCAUCCACCAGUGCGUCCUGCUCAUGUGGCAGAAGAAGAAGCAGCAGCAGUCGCUCGCCUCAGACGUCAUCUACGAGAACGCCGGCAAGACAUAAUGACCCACCGCGUGCUUCCGCACGUGACUGAGCUUUGAACGUGCCUGCCAUGCUUCAUCGUCAUCUUCAAACACAAAGAGAGCUUCACGGAGGAUGGAGUUCUGCUAUAAGGAGCCGUCGUCACAAGCGUGCUGAUUGGUGGAUUACACGGCAGGGGCGGCGUCCUUGGGGGCGGACAUGCCAACGGAGGACAUUUUGUUUUGUUGUUUUGUUCCAUUCCGGAGAAGCUUCACCAAGAACCCAGACAAAAGAGGAGGCAUGCCAACUCAAAGUAGCCAGCAAGCAGUGCGAAAGAAACAAGAUGUGCGACUUCUCGCUGCUUCAUGGUCAAAGGGAACUGAAGGAAGACAUGUUGAAAAAGAAUCUGCUUCACCUUUGUGAGCCUCCAACACAACCAGACUUCUUUUUCCAGGUCUCUUUCUUUUCCUGUAUUUCGGUUUUUGGAUCACCCUUCUCCAAUUUGAAGGCUCAUUCCCUUUGAAGUUUUGGCAAAGGUUUUCCGGACUGAUGCCUGUUUGUGACACCAAGCCUCCCAAUUUGUCCGGACUUGGAACAAAUUCAGAGUUUGAGCACAGAGGUUAGGGUCUCCAACACAACCUGACUGCUUAUUUUAUUUCCACACUCAAGUAUCUUUGAAAAUAUCCAAUCAAAUUUGUUUUGCUCAUUUUCCUAUCUUUUUUUUCCUCAACAAAUGAAGACCAAGAGGACUUUUGAAAGACCGCGGCCCGCCUUAGUCGACAGAAUUCAGGAUGUACGAGCCCAUCGGAAUAAGAACUUCAGCUAGAAAAACAGUAUUGAUGAGCAAGCAUCUGUCAAUGUGCAUUAAUGACGUCGUUCCAUUGCGCUUAUUUUAAUAUGUAAAGACGUACAGGAGUCUUUACGAGAACGUUUGAAGUCAUUGUGCACUCAGUCGGGGUCGCUUGAGGUUCUGCCGCCAUGAGUUGUAUAUUGUGUAACUACUGUUUUUACUUGUCAUGACUGUAAGAGACACUUUUUUUUUUAUAAAUGUGUUUAUGUGGACCAGGGGUGGGCAAAGUAUGGGCUGCAGGCCAUGUAGGGUGCACAACCUUUUUCAAUCUCACCCACUGAACAGGUAGAUUAGCAAGCGUCCUGGAAUAUUUGUUGCGUUGCGAUUUAGCCAUUCUUUUUGCUUAUUCGUCUUUUUAAAUGGGUUAAUUCUCAAUAAAAAUAUUAGUAAAAGUACGAAAAUAUACACAUUUAACGAUAUGAUUGGAUGAUGAAUUAAUUCUAAUGAAAUAUAAAUUAAACUGGGGAACAGAAAAAAAAUUAUGUUGUUGUUAGAUUUUGAUGAUGAUUAAAACUAAAAUUGGCACGCUGAUUCCAAAAUAGCAGUCCGUUUUUUCCCCCGAGCACGUCAAGUUUUUUCUCCACAGUUUACCCUCCAGAUAAGCAAAAUUCCACUGACGAGCUGUCGUCAGACUUGCCAGCUGAUUACGAUUGGCCUCAUCUGGAGCUGCGUGGCAACUUGUUGUUUGUGCAGUCACAAUUGAGACAAUUGAGUGCAGCUCCCAAUCGGUCGGUACGAUCAGUAUCAGCAAACAGAAAGCUAGCACAGUAGGAAUUAAGAGGAUUUGUGCUGGCUUUUCUCUUAACCGUGUAACCAUGGGCCUCCCGUCAUAAAUUCUACCUCGCUUUAUGCUGGGGUUUUUUAGUUUUCAAAGCUUGGAACUAUCCCAUCUUAGUGUUUUAUUUACAUAGGUAUACAUUUCCUUUCUUCAAAAACUUGACAUGAUGGAGAAAAACUGAGAUCAGUUUUGGAUUCUGCACCCAAAAAUUAGUUAAAAACAGUUGUCAGACCUAACUCAACAAAAAUUGUGUUCCCAAAUGAUCAAUAACACAAAGUAGUUUACUAAAAUCCACUUUAAAUUAUUUGUAACAUAAAAUGUGCUGCAUAGGUACAUUAAACAAUUCUACAUACACUUAAAAAACAUUUCUCACAUCAAAUCAUUGGUUAACCAACUAUAAAUCAAAAUGAGUGAAUUCUUUUAUUUAUAUAAAAUGUUAAGGGCGGCACGGUGGAAGACUGGUUAGCACAUCUGCCUCACAUUUCUGAGGUUGCGGGUUUAAAUCCGGUCUCACCUGUGUGGAGUUUGCAUGUUCUCCCCGUGCCUGCGUGGCUUUUCUCCGGGUACUCCGGUUUCCUCACACAUCCCAAAAACAUGCAGGCUAGGUUCAUUGAAGACUCUAAAUUGCCCGUAGGUGUGAAUGUGAGUGCGAAUGGUUGUUUGCUUCAAUGUGCCCUGCGAUUGGCUGACGAGCAGUUCUGGGUGUACCCCGCCCCUCGCCCGCAAUUAACGGGGGUAGGCUCCAGCAUACCCGCGACCCCCGCGAGGAUAAGCAGUGUAGUAAAUGGAUGGAUAUAACAUUUUACAUUGUUUUUUUUUCCCCAUAACCUACAUAUUAUAUGCAAGAUAUUUGUUUUUUUAUUAUGGUUAUAUAUCAUAAUAUAUUUUAUUCUACAUCAAAUGUUGAAUGUGUGUGUGUAUAUAUAUAUAUAUAUAUAUAUAUACACAAAAGUUACAUUUAACAUUUGACCAAAUUUUAAAAUGUUACAUGCAUGUUUUGAGUUUAUUACCAUUUUCUGUUAAUCAUAAUAAAUUAGAAAUACAAUUUUAAAAUAAGAAUAACUAUGAUUUGAUGACGAAAAAACAUUUUACUUUUCAGUUUUAAUUUGACCAGUUUGAAAAAUCAAACACGGCCCUUGAGCCAAUAUGUUUGCCCACCCCUGACGUAGACGUUUAUUUUGUGAGCCGCGUCGCUCAAAACGCACUUUGCUACGACUGAAGCUCAGCACGCUCCACUAGUGUUGUCAUUGGUGCCAUUCUUGUGAUUGCGUCACUUUCAAGGACCAUUCAAACUGUGUGUGUGUGUGUGUGUGUGUGUGUGUACACGAGGGAGUGAAAAUAAAAUCAAAUGUUCUUCAUCUGA
Messenger RNA from Phyllopteryx taeniolatus (common seadragon), 6896 nucleotides. RefSeq names its product protein tyrosine phosphatase receptor type O (gene ptpro). The coding region runs from base 213 to 3947 and encodes 1244 amino acids. Lineage: Eukaryota; Metazoa; Chordata; Actinopteri; Syngnathiformes; Syngnathidae. Gene Ontology annotation, molecular function: Wnt-protein binding; cadherin binding; protein tyrosine phosphatase activity. The record is from RefSeq and is a predicted model, not a curated record. Gene Ontology annotation, biological process: podocyte differentiation; axon guidance; negative regulation of canonical Wnt signaling pathway. Gene Ontology annotation, cellular component: plasma membrane; glutamatergic synapse; GABA-ergic synapse. The transcript has 27 exons.